This is a messenger RNA of Fomitopsis serialis, 1662 nucleotides long. RefSeq names its product acyl-CoA dehydrogenase. The coding region runs from base 198 to 1463 and encodes 421 amino acids. Lineage: Eukaryota; Fungi; Basidiomycota; Agaricomycetes; Polyporales; Fomitopsidaceae. The record is from RefSeq and is a predicted model, not a curated record. Gene Ontology annotation, molecular function: flavin adenine dinucleotide binding; acyl-CoA dehydrogenase activity. The transcript has 18 exons.
GCACCGAUCAUCUUUAUGAGCCGUUGGGGAGCCGCUACUCACCUCCUUUGCCUCUGCUCCUCUCGUUGAACUGCAGUGCUACGCAUUGGGCGUCGUGGCGUGUUGUGCAUAGGUAUAUAUCAAUAACUGCUACGAAGAAACGUAGGUAGAGACCCCCAGACCAACCACACUUUCAAGACAUCUCCGAGGAGGGCGACAUGGCAUCCAAGGAGCUUCGUACAAUCUCUCGCGAAGAGGUCGCGCAGCACAACAAAGAAGGAGACCUCUGGGUCGUGAUCGACUCCAAGGUCUACGACCUGACACGGUUCCGAAAUCUUCAUCCUGGAGGUUCAUCCGUCCUCAUGGAGGAGGGUGUUCCCGGCCAAGAUGCGACGGAAGUGUUCUUCAGCUUGCACCGCUACGAGGUACUUGAGCGACCACAGUAUAAGCGGUUGCAGGUUGGCGUCGUACAGGGAGAGGAGCCAAGGAAUCAUCGGCAAUUCCAGCAGGCAAUCCGGGUAUUCAUGGAUGAGAUCGUCUACCCCGAUGCGCAGGCACGCGAGCUGGACGGCAAGCGCCCUCCCAAUCCGUCCGAGAUCGAGCUCCACGCAAUGCGCAUGGGGCCCGGGAAGCACCUCCAAGGGCGCACGCUCAUGGGCGGGCUCGUCAAGCCGGAAGAGUUCGACUACUUCACGAGCUCAUCAUCUCGCAGGAGCUCACGCGCUCUGAAGGCGAAGGUGCUGCCGGAGGUGCUGGGCGGGAAGAAGUUUAUAUGUUUGGCGAUCUCGGAGGCGUUUGCGGGGAGCGACGUGUUUGGGCUGCAGACUACUGCGACGAAGACGGAGGAUGGGAAGCACUGGAUCAUCACUGGCACGAAGAAGUGGAUCACGAACGGGAUUUUCACCGUCGGAUGCAAGACAGAGGUUCACGUCUACUCUCCCACCGCGGGCACUGCGUAUGUCAUCUUCGACAACGUCAAAGUCCCCGAGGGCGGAGGCAUCUUCCAACUUCAACAUGAACGGUGGGUGAUGUGCUGCACGUCUACUCGCGGGCAGCGGUCCAUUGUAGAGGAAUGUAUGAAGUGGGCGAACCAGCGGAAAGCCUUCGGGAAGCCGCUCAACUCGCUGGCCGUCGUGCGCUCCAAGCUGGCGGCGAUGAUCGCGCGGACGGAGAGCCUGCAGAACUGGCUGGAGAACAUCACGUACCAGAUGUGCAACAUGUCAUAUAGGGAACAGGCGAACAAGCUUGCAGGGCCCAUCGCGUUCUUGAAGAUGACCAGCACGAGGUCCGCACAGGAGACGGCGACGGACGCCGUACAGAUCUUUGGCGGGCGAGGGAUCACGCAGACCGGCAUGGGCCGUCAUAUUGAACAUUAUCACCGGACGGUACCUUUCGACGCGCUGUUGGGCGGAGCCGAGGACGUCCUUGCCGAUCUCGGAGUUAGACAGGCGAUGCGGAACAUGCCCAAGGACGCACGGCUGUAGAGCGUCCGGCGGGUCACUCAUCUCAAAGGGUUUCGCGCAGCUAGAUCUCUCGCCCGGCAACUUGGAGGCUGUUGUACACUGCAAUACCCCAUACAUGUACAUGUUAUUUGCCUGGUGUUGUACUGUUUUGUGGCUUUCAAUCGUAAUUUCGUCGACCCAUGUGCCGCCGGCAGUCGCGGAUCUGCAUGGAUCGUAAUCU